Molecule: messenger RNA, 6809 nt
Organism: Mizuhopecten yessoensis (Yesso scallop)
Lineage: Eukaryota; Metazoa; Mollusca; Bivalvia; Pectinida; Pectinidae
Exons: 8
Coding region: 12-2024 (670 amino acids)
Biological process (GO): negative regulation of protein tyrosine kinase activity; intracellular signal transduction
Cellular component (GO): cytoplasm
Molecular function (GO): protein kinase inhibitor activity
Source: RefSeq, a predicted model, not a curated record
UUUCAGGCAAGAUGGCCGACUAUGAAGGUCGGUUGUCUCCUGCCUGUAUCGAUGAUUUAGAUGACGAAACUCUCGAUCCUAGAAUUCAGGUGGAGCUGGAGAAGCUUAACAAGGCAUCGGAGGAGAUCAACAAGUUAGAGUUGGAACUCGAUGAUGGCCGGGCAGGUUUUCGCCAGGCUCUGUCCGAGUCUACACAGAAACUUAACGCACUUGCAAAAAAAUUGGGAGCCUGUGUGGAGAAGGCGCGACCCUACUAUGAUGCCAGGGUGAAAGUGAAAGACGCUCACAUAGAUGCUCAGAAAACGGCACUGCGAUUUGAGCGUGCCUGCAGCAUGCAUGAGGCAGCCAAGGAGAUGGUACAGCUGGCGGAGCAAGGCUACAUGUGCCGGGAGGAGCCCUCAGACCCUGCCUGGCAGGAGAUGCUCAACCACGCGACAAUGAAGGUAAAUGAAGCGGAGAAGGAGAGGAACGAGAGUGAACUGGAACACAUGGUAACGACUGUGAAUUUUAACGAGGCCGACACCAAGGUGCAAUAUCUUCAGAAAGAACUGAAGCGUGCAAUCAAUAAGUCUAAUAUGUCCAUUCGCAGGAGUUUCCUACAAAUGGGUGACAUAGUCAACCGAUAUGAGUUGUGUUUGUUACCAUACUUUGAAAUGAAAGCAAAUUUCAACCAAUCAAUGGAGGAUCUCAAGAGAAAGAUCCAUACCUUAGAAGGGGAUGUAGGUUCAGCUAAAUCAUCGUACUCCGAUGCUCUGAAAAAUCUGGAGCUGAUCAGUGACGACAUUCAUCUUCAGCGGCAGGAGAAACGAAAACAGCAGGAGCUCGGUGUCCGGGAGGCGGGAGUAGGCUCCGAAUCUCCGUCACCUCCACCCACCCGUGACAAGGGCAUGAACUCUGCGGAAGGUCAGGGGUCAAGCCACCUGAGCAGCUGUCAGGGCAUGUCCCGGGCAACAAACACUUCUAGUCAUGCUCAACAUUCAAACUUUAGAUCGCACGAGGAUAUUGACUAUACUCUCCCAUCUGUCAUACAUCACAAUCUAGAUAAAUCUCGUAACCCCAGCUACAGGGAAGCCAUAGAGAGGCGUAUCAGUCAGACAGAGGGUGGCGGAGACGAUUUUCCCGCGCCGACGUUUGAUGAGGAAUAUAGAGCACUGCCAAAUAGUCGACCAACACAGGGUCAACAUGCCACACACACGCCAAUGCGGCGGAGUUUGUCACGAGAAUCUAGUUUACCCAAAGACUUCACUAGCUCUCUGUUAUCGUCUUCCCCAAGUGAUUACGCAGACAGACCAGACCUGUCACAAGGUCAACGAGCGCGAUCUCAAUCCUCGCCCACAGGGAGGCGACGGAAACUCCAAGGCGGCCUGAUAUUGAAGAUCGAUGCUGGCAUGGAUCCUUUAACUCAACGAUAUCAGGCAACGGAAAUUCAACCAACUAGAAGAGGUCAGAGACGAAGACUGUCAAAAGACCAAUCAAAAAUUCAAAGGAGUGUUGAAUUUCCAAAGCAUAAUCCGUUUGGUAGUCCAACAGAGAAAACUUGGAGGGAGAACUCUAUGUCGAACUCGCCAAGUCGUCAGGGGUCAUUCCUCGCCCCUGGUAACGCAGACGGGGAGGACUGGUCAGACACUGAAAGCAUUGCCAGCACUGGACCAAUGCUGGACGAUGACCAGGUGGAGCUCCUGACCCUCGAGUUUUCUGAUCAAGCUUCGACAGAUGAUAACAGCCCGACUUUUAAAAGGCAGGAGUGGAACCGUAUGAGUUUACCCCCCAGACUGAGUCACCUUGAGCAAUACAUUCAUGCCCCCGUGGAAAAGGGGGAAAACACUGUCAUAGAAUCUCUUACAAACGGUGAGGUGUCCUUGUCGACCACUCUGACAAACGACAACGAUGCGGAGACGGAAUCCAAUAAGACCCUGCCCUUGACUAGUCCAGAAGUUGACACUCAGAUAGAUGUUCAGCAAAAUGAUACUCAGUUGCAAUGUUCUCAGCCAGUAGUUUCACCAGAGGAGAUUGAAACGGUUUGAUUCACAAUAUUACUUUGGAUUAAGUACAUGUAUCACAUCGUGGUAGCUAGAGUUAGCUCAAACAUAAGAGGUGAUAAUGUGCCUGCAUAAAAUUGAUCUGGAACGUUGGCAUAUAAUUAUGUUCAGUUAACUCCGUAACCAUUUUGGGUUCAACUUAUAGUCUUCUGCAACUCAAUAAGCCCACACCACUCCUUUCUUUUAUUUAAUACCAAGUUCAGGUAAAUUAAACAUAUAGAGAUCUCCAGAUACUGUGCGGCUGAAAGUUGCAAAAGAGAUAUAGGUAUAAAAAAAUUGGACGGCUUGAAUGCAUUACCAUCAGUUAUAUGAGUAAGGCUGAUAACGUUAGUGCUGUUUUCUACCAAAACUGUUCUUGUAAAAUAAUCCGUUAAGUGGUACACCUAUGUAGUUUUAAUGUGAAACUCACUGUAAUUACUUUAAUUUAUAUAUACGAUUUGUUCAUUUUGGUAAUGUUAUUGUUAAUUAUCAACCAGUAAUAAUUUCAGUAUUUUGGCAUGUUCUUUUGAUAAUAUUUAGCGCAGUAUUUUUUUUCUCCAUUAUUUUAAUGAAUUUGAGGUUUUUCAUAUAUCACAUCUUGCAAGAUUUUUUUACCAAACUAUACCAACUCAAUUGGAAACCUUAACCCUCAUACAGACCCAUAUUUAUUUUAGAUCUCUAUUAAUACAUUUGUUGCGAUCUCAAUAUAUUGAAAAUUAACUGAAUUUAUUGGAAAUAUUGAUCUGUUCGGAAAGAUAAGUUUGUUUGUCAGAGAAGUGUUCAGAUUAGAUUGGAAUUCCUUCGUAGCCUUCACAUUUAACUAUAGUGCUGGAAGAAAGUUGGAAAUAGUUCACUAUAUGAUUUAAGAAUAGUGCUAGAAAUUUGACAGCUGAAAUGUUUUGCUGAUGUCGUUUUGAUUGAGUUGUGGGGAAACAUUUCAAUUUAAUUUAUUUUUUGCAAUUUAUUAGAUCAUUAGAUCUCUUUAUAGAAGACCAUUUAAAGGAGUACCUGGUAAUUAAGCCUAUGUAACAGACAAGUGGUUUCUAUGGCAGGUUGAUUAUGGUACAGGAUUUUUCGUUGAAUUGGAUUGAAAUCAGGACUAAAUACAGGGUGUGACCAUGAUUUUUAAAACAGGGUAUGUAUGUAGUGAUUGUUAUGAACUACUGUUUGGAGGAGGAUUCUUUUCUGCGUAGUGUCGACUAGCAGGCCUAUUUUAUGCAUAGGUUUACAUGUACAGAUGUAUGAUGUAUAAGUACAGUCAUGUAUAUAACCGGUAUAAUUGUACUGUGUACAGGAAUCUGUAGAUUUGUUUGAUGUACCGGUACGUGUAAUUAGUAUACGAGUAUACAUGUAUUAUAUACAUGUUAUGCACUAUGGUACUGUGCCGUAUAAUAUAAAAAAUUGAGUCAAUAAUUUUCAUAAUUUUUUUUUUUUAGCUGACCUUAAAAACAUGAAGAAGUAUUACACUAAAACAUAUGUCUGUUAGAUAUUGAUGUACUAUAAUAUAAAGAAAGUAUGAUGAAAAAUACCCAUACUUUAAAAUCACAUGGUGCCAUCUAGUAAAAUCUUGGAGAGGAAAGUUGAGAUUUAUGUAUACCGUAUAUGUAUUAUUCUUAUAUUUAAACAUUAAUGGUGUUCUGUUUCAAACUUCACAGUUAUUUUGUUUUUAUGUAUUUUCAAUAUUUCUGAUUAUAAUCUGAUUUACGGUAUACGUUACAGAUAUGCUAUAUUCAUUCGGCAUUUCUAUUAAUCAUUUUCAUCAUUGAAUUGUGGUUAUAGGCGAACGGUGUCAAAUGGUUUGAAACAGUUCGGUAUUUUGCAUCAAGUAUUUUGAUAAUUUCUUACCUAUUGCUUAUACAUCUAGUAUAAUUAUUUUUGCAAUUAUUUUUUCAAACAGCAUAUACCUGGUAAAUGAAUUUUAAUGUGAAUUUGCAAAAGGAAAAAAUACUGUAUUCUGUAUGUUUGGUUGAAUUAGUGAUGUCAUUUUUGCCAAUAUCACCUUUUAAUGGGUAAGUUUUAAUCUAAAUUAAAUUACAAUAAAUUAAAUUAGAUAAAAAAAACAACAUGCUAAAAUCUGUCAUUGGUUUAAUGUGUUCAGAAAUUUCCAUCUUCACUCUGAAAUGUACUUGUACUAUGAAAAGUAAAAAAAACUAAACCACCACAAACACUACAAAGUACAUGAUGUCCCCUGUUUGUAGGGACAAAUAUUUACAAUGUGUUUGAAUUCUCAGAAAUCGCAGAAUACAGGCGAUUCAUUGUAUACGGUUAUUUUGAAUGUCAUAAACAACAUACGUUUAUUUCACUGCGUUUUGAUGAAAUUGUGUACAGAAUGUGUUUACAUACAUAUGUAUUGGACAUACAAAUCCUUGGAAGGUACGAACCAUAAAGAAAAAAUCCACUGCAUGUUAAUUAAAGCGUUUCAUGUUUGAUAAAAUUGUUGUACUGUAAAAGUUGGAAUUUUCAUAUUUCAACACUGUAUAUGGUGUACUGUGGAAUUUUUACACUUUAAAUUAUUUUUCCUUUUUUUUGCCUUGGCAAUGCCAUUACAAUGUAUAUUAUGUAGUGUGUCAAUACGUUUCAUCUACAUUUCUUUAUGCUGACUAAUGUUAAAGUGCACAAUUUGUCAACAUUUCCUCAGCCCAGUCCUACAUGCACGUUAAUUUAAAACAGUAUUUGAUAUAGUUCACGGCUGUCUCAAACCAGUUUAAGGGCAUAUUGCUUAAUUACAUGUAUUUGUAUAACUUUUCCUGUGGAAGAUUUUCUGUGAGAUUGGAAAAAAUAUAAUAAGCAAUACUAUAUUACUAUUUUUUCAUUCAUUUCUUACUACCAGUGUGAUAUUUAAAGUUGAGUUUAUUCAACGAGAUCGUGUUGGUCUACAGAAUCCAGUUUUUACUUCUUUUCUGUUCUCAUUUUGAUGAUAAAUCCUUCGUUUACCUGUUAGCACAUUUUUGUGAUCGUUGAUUGUUUACAAGAUCUGUCAGAUGUUAACAAAAUACAGUUGUAGAACCCUCAACAUUCUAUUUACCCUGUCAUGUUAAGCAUUUAGUCCUUAUGAUAUACAUGUUAACUUGAGUUACAACAAAGCUUCCUCCGAAAAAAAGAUAGCUUCUCAGAAAUUAACAUUGGAUAGAAAUAAAAUUAUUCACUGUGAUAUUGAAUGUGGAUACAUGUUUAUUUAUUCUUUUUUUUCUUUGUUGAAUAUUUAAUAUGUAAAAUUUUGUGUUCAGCAAUGCCUUGUGCAAUGUGUGUAUCGUAUAAACCUGAGGUGUGUGACGGUACUUGCACGUACAUUUAGACAGAAAUUUUGGUUGUACAAGACUUUUGAGCGAGUUUACGUUAUUUCUGGACAACUUUUCCACUGUGUGCUAAUUCACAUAAUUAUUUCCAAGUGAUUGGGAUUUAAUCAGUAUUAAUUGUUUUUAUUUUUUGUCUCAUUAUCUGGCUGUGUAUUAGAUUUGAAUUAGUUAAUAUAGAUGUGUUUGCAUAGAAAAUGAAGACCUUGUAAUGUUAUGUAUUUCUGCUGUAAUUGUACGACAGAAUCGAAUAAGGGCAUGAAAAUUUACCGAGUUUUUUAGUUACCCUGUGUCACACAUAAUUACACUAGUUUGUAUAACUAUAAAGUCCAUGCUUCUUUAGUAAGAUGACAAUUCCUAUUAACUGAUCCGUGUAAUCUUAAUUAUCAUGAUUUUUGGAUUUUUUUUCAUGAAAAUUACAUAUAUUUUUAAGGAUCACAUUUCACUUCGCUGCGAUAUUUGGUGCAAGUUGUUUUCCAUAUUUGCCUGUACUUGAGAUGUUGAUAUCUGGGGUAUAAUAGUCCUAAGUUUAAAGUGAUCAUAAGUUCAAAAUGAUUAAUUCAAGUUUCAGUUCAGUCAUUCAAGAUCAAAACUAGUUUAAUUUCUUUUAAUUGAUCUGUGAUCCCAAAGGCAGUUGUAGUUAGAUUUAUGAUUUGAGGUGCAAUAUUGUCCCAUCACAGAAAAGACUAGACAUUUACAAUUGCAAAUUCUGUCAUUAUUAUUUUAUCGCUGUGGGCAAUAAUUUAGGAUUAAGGGACGUGUUAUCCAAGAUUUAAAAUCUGAUUUCGUAGACAAUUAAUAUGGAAUUGAUUGACAUGUAAGUGGAGAAAUGAUAAGUUUUUACGAGGAUUAUCGAAGAUUCACUGUACAUGUACUAGGUUUUAAAUCACGAGAGAUUUGAACUAACUCAACAAAUGGCUAUUAGCUAAAAAUGGUUUCUGGAAGAAAGUUCCUUAAAUUGCACCAUAUCUGUGAUCUUCUGUCUUCCGUGACCAACCUAAAAUAAAAUGUGGUGUGUUCUUCACACGUGUUCAAUACCAGAUGGAGUUGCACAUUGUUGUCUGAAAUUGAAAAAGUUGAAUGUUCUGUUUCUGAAAGCUGUGGUUUUUAUUGGGUUGGAUUUUUUUUUUACAAAGCACACGAAUAACACCUUGUAUUUUGAACUUUUUUUCUGCACAACUGAUAACAUUUCAUUGUAUUAACUGGUGCAUAAUACAUUUUCUAAUUUCCGUAAGAUUAACAUUAUAUUUUUUACAACCAAAGCUUUAGUUUGUGUUUAAAUAACAACUAGUGCUAUUUACAAUGUAUUCCUCGUGUAUUUUCUUCAUAAUACUGAUUCAUGUUACUGUGGUGGGGGGAAAAAAGUCAAAAAUAGGAAGUUAAAAACCAUUUCCGAUGUGGGAGUUUUUCCACUCCAACAUGUACAUGUUUGUUGGUGCUUAAUUAAAGAUAUUGAACAAGGAGAAAAGGUAAAAUUCAAGGAAAUCUUUUUUUUUGG